ACUACACCUCCCCCAUAAUUUGCAGUCUUGUAUUUAUGAUUGAAAUCAAUAUAAACCAACGUUUCUCCACAAAGGUACAGCAGUGUAUGCUUGUAUAAUUUCCUCGGUAUAAUUUUUUCGGUUUGGCUUAGCCUCGGUUAAACAAGCCGUCGCAAUUCCUUCACAUGGUCUAUUCAAUUUUAGUUCCUCGUUGCCUUGUUCACUCCCUCACUCUAUACUUCACGCGUUCUUUCCCGCGCUAUACACCCCUCACUCUCUCUUUUUCUCUCUGUCUUUCACCACUGAACACGCUCACCUUCGUACACACAGAUCUACCUUGGAGUGAGGAGUAUGAAGUAAGCAGCAGUCCCGCAUUGAUGUUUAUAUGAUGGCGGACCGAAAUACGGAUCAUCUGCACAGUACAAAUGUUGCAGAUAGGGACAAUGCAUUUAGACAGCAGUUAUACUGUUUAUUUUCAGUAAGGACCAAAGGAAUUUGCAACCAAGGGUAGUGAUUCAAGUUUCAACUCAAUUACCUGAGUCUCGGUCAUGCUCACCAUAUUUCCGAAAGGACCCAAAUGAUAUCAUUCAACAAGAAUGCGGAUCAGAUCAAUUAGCAAUAUCUAAUUUCAAAGCUAUAUUACCUCCAGGACAAAACAAUAUAUAUAUGGCAUCAUCCUCACCUAAAUCGAACAAUCAGAAGGUAUCUUCUAUUUCUCCCCCCUAUCCUGUUUUAUUGGGACACCCAAGUUAUUCAUCUCUAAAAUCUCAGCCACAAGGCAAUAAACUACUGACUCUGUCUUCAAAAGCACCAUCUCCUGGCUCCAUUAAUUCUUCAUCACACAGUAUUUCUCCUGUAAGAAAUCCGUCUCCUGUUCAGCUUCAGCUUGUUACCAAUAAUAAUAAUUUAUCAUCAUGUGAAAAUGUUGCUUAUGGUAACAAUGUUUUGCAACUAAAACGAACACAAUCUCCUGCCCUGAUUCAAACACUUCUGCAAAAUCGAGAUCCUUCUCCAAAUCAAAGACUGUCAUCAACAAUAGUAAAUGUUGCACCUGAAGGAUUUCAACAAAAAAUCUUAGUAACACCAUCUGUAUCACCAAACAGAGUUGUUGGUACAGAUCAAUCAUGUGAAGGAUCUUCUACUAUAUUAAUAACGGCCGAUCCCAAUCCUAUUAUUAAUAAAGUAACACAACCUCAAGUGACAUAUGUGAAAACCACCCCAAUUGCUGUAUCAUCACCUGAGCCAUCUCGCACUACACCAGUCACAUAUUCACAAAUGCAACCAACUACCCAAGUGUUUUAUAUGAAAUCAACAUCUCCAAAUAUGCCUCAACUUUCAUCUCAGUUACAAGUACAACCAUUUCAAGGUAUGCAAAUUAAACAAGACCAACUUAUUCUUAAUUCAAUAAUUGUUAAUAAGUCACAGACCACAACAGAAAAAGAUGUAACAUCAUUACAAGGCUCACAGCCAUUACUUUUAUCUGUUCCCAAAUCAACUGAACAAGAACAAACCAUUCUGGGUAAUGAAUUAGAAUUUCGGCAGCCAAUUUAUAAUUCUUCAUUAACUACAUCUCAGCCUGCAACUUCUUCACUACCAUCUUUGGAUCGAUUGACUCUACCAACUUGUCACUCAAACGAAGAUAAAACAUUGUCAACAACUGUACAAUCUGUAUCUGCUAUUUCACAGGCACCUAUAUUAGCUCAAAGACUUGCUGCUCCUUCUGUUAAUAAUACCAUAUUUUCUAGUCAACUAACUUCUUCUAGGUUAGUCUUACCUUCUAGUGGUUCAGCAGUACUACCAACGGGUUUGGCAAAUACUCCCAACAUCCAGUUGAUACCAACAUCAACUAACUUAACGAAUAAUUCAUCCCAGUUAAACAUAUUAUCUGUUCAGAAUAAUAGACUUUCUGCUCUAUCAUCUUCAGAAAACUCAUCUUUUUUGCAACAUGUAUCACCCACUCAGAUUUCUUCCAUGGAGAAUGAGCCUAGAGGUAAGUUUUUGGUUUCAAAUGCACCACUAAAUGUUCAGCCUGCAAUGGUUACCUCAAACCCACAGUUAGCACCAUCUAUCACAGAACGUUUGCCUGUUAGUAAUGCUUCUAUGACUGGCAACACAGGUCUUAUGGCUUCACAGUUGCACCCAACAUUUGUUGACAGACUGUCAAUGACAAACAAAGAUAAUGCUGUCACAUAUUCCACAGUUGUUGUUACAACUCCACAGUUUAUUACAGCUCCUGCAAAUACCAUGAGAAGUGAUUUGACUAAUGUCUCAGCUGUAAAAAGUAUUCUUGCUGCCCAGAAUAUAUCUUCUAAUUUAAAUCCAGCUGCAAAUAAUUCUAUCUUUAAAAUUAUUGCGCCACCAGUUGGAGUUAGUCAACAACCAUCAACACAAGCUCCAAAAUUAGUUUUAACUGAACCACCUGAGUCAUCACUCCUUAACUCUUCACUAAAUCAAAGAUUUCAAGGUAAUCAAACAGCCAUGUUACUUAAUACAAAUAACUCUGGCCAGCAUAAUUUUGCACAAAUUAAAGAUAAUAUGCAACCUCAGAUCAUCUCACUUAAUCCUGUUUCUUUUGAAAUACCAGCUGAGUCAUUUAGAUUCAUUGAAAUGCAAGGUCAGCCAUUAAAAACAACGUCAAGUAAUAUAAUAAAUAAUACUGUGACUAACAACAUUUCUGUUGAUAAACCAAUAAAUAUUGUUACUAGAACGGACUCUGGCAAUGUAAUGAACCCUUCAAAUAUUUUUGUUGUGUCUUCUGCCUCAGAAACGUCAGUGCAGUCAUCAAACAGUGUUAGCACCAAGUCAAAUGAGAAUAUAAAUUCUGAACUCCAAUCCACAUCUAAGUUGCCACCUUUGGAAAAUAAAUUAUAUGUUGAAGAGAACAAUCCUUCUGUUACUCAAAAAGAAACUGCUUUUUCUUUCCGUGCAUUACCAUUGAAAGAUCCCCCAGCUGAACCUGUGAAACCAAAACGCCCUGUUAGGAAAAAAAAUGAUGAUGAUGUCAAUCCAUUUUUUGCUCAUUUACGUGUUUCUUCAGCAUCUCUUUCAAACCAAGGAGGUUUACCUCCUUUUAACACGCUUCAGACUACAAGUGAAGAGACUAAAACCAAACAGUCUUUCUCAGAAAUUAAAAAUAUUUUACAUAGUAAAACAGUUGAUGAUCAGACUAACUUUCAGUCAACUUCUCGUGGAUCAAAAAAAAAUACAUUCAACCAAUCUAAUAAUACUAAGGAAACAUCGGACUCCUUAGAUUCUUGUCUCAAAGCUAGUUCUAGUGAUAAUCAGUUGAAUCAAAAGUGUACUGAUAAAGAUAACCAUACGGAAGAAGAGAAAUCAUCAGAGACUGAUGAUAAUUCAGAAAGGAAGCCCAUUCCAAAGCCACUCAGCAUGCGGUUACAGACUUUGAAUAACUUUCCAGUUAGUCAGGCUUAUAAGUCUGCAUUCCGAUGUCAUGCAGGAGCUAUAUCAAAGGCUAAGGUAGCCUGCAUUACUAGCUCCACUAAAUCAUUGGACCUGAUAAGACAAAAUUUACAAAGAUUCAUCAACAAAGAAAUUGACCAUGUCAUUCAGGAUUAUUUAAAGAAAUUCUUUAAUCCUGGUAUAGAAAACAUUCGCUUUAAUAAUGGACUAAAUGCCGUGAAAGAUGAACAUGUGCAAUCAGUUUGUCAGAAGAUUCUAGAAGAGGCUAAAAAGAUGUACGUUCCGGAUCGUCAAAAUAUAAAGUAUGAUAAAGCACCCGUUGAGAAUGUAUCUCAGCUAAUAACAGCUGGCAGUUCUAAACGAUCUACAGUUAACCGCAAAAGACGAUCCUCAGACACUGAUUCAGACAUUGCUAUUCCAGUCCAAAAGAAAAAGAAAAAAGGCCGUCCCCCAACACAUUCUGGGAGAGUAACACCUCAGAAAUCUAUGCGUUCUGUUGAACCACUCAAGAGAGAAGGGCCAAAGUGGGAUCCAGAGCGCCUAAUUUCAGAAACACUAUUUGUAAUGGGUGCAAGGGCCAAUAAAGCUCUUGGAUUUGGUGCAACAAGAGGUCGACUAUAUAUAAAGCAUCCAGAAUUAUUCAAAUACUCUGGAGACCAAGAUGAUAAACAGUGGUUAUUUGAUAACCACCAUAUGCCUGCUAUCGGAGGAAAAGCCUAUAUAUUGUUAUAUAAUGACAUCGAAAACCUUGCUAAUACUGAUGAAUAUCGGGAAAAUCCCAAUGUGAUACUCACUGAAUUGGUGCUUUUCAAGGUUCCUCUUUGGAUGUUAGAAAAGAUGAAAAUACAAAUGAAUGCUUUACGUACAGAUCUUCCUAAAACCAAAACUCCAAGCAUAAACAAUAUACAUUCCAACGAUACAAUUAUUUCAUUGACUAAAGAAGUACAACCAGCAGUCGUUCAGUCCUCCAGUUCCACUGAAGUCCUCGCAAGCAAACUUCCAUUUACAAGAUUUUUAUAUGAUGAUAGCAUUAAGCCUGUUUGUGAGACACCACCUGAAAAUAAUGAUAUGUUUGAAAUAUUAUCAAUGGACAAUGAUACCCAAGAGACAGAUGUAUCUCCAUUUGUUCCUGGACCUAUUGGUGCUGAAGGACCUUCUCCUUCUAUAUCAGAUUUAGAUGGCCUUGAUGAAAACACUACUUCCAUAUCCAGUCCAUUUCAAUUGACUACUUCCGAUCCAAAUGGUUGAAUUUUUUUUUGCUUAUUUUUUUUGUUGUUUUUUUUUUCCAUUGAGUGAUCCUCUUGGUUGACUCCUAACAAAAAGCACCAACUUCAGUCACAAUUAAACUGACUGACUGAUCCUAUUUUUCUAAAUUUAUUCAAAGUUCAUGUUGGUGCUAUCAUGUUUUCUAUGCUAUGGAUCUAAAUGGAACUGACUUGGGACUCAGGGCUGCAACUGACAUCAACAAACUCCUGCAUAUUUAGUGUGCGAUGAAAUUCAAUAUGAAGUCUAUGAUAAUCUCUUAUCUCCAUGCAGCCGUUGUUGGGUGAUCACAAGCAUAAAACAAACUUUUGAAAAGACAGAACAAAUUUUGUUUCUCUCCUAUUUGUAAUUAUUGUUUCCUGUGUACUCAAGUUUAAUCUUAACCUUUUAUUGAAAGACAAAGAAAAAAUAUGCCUUUAUUUUUAAAAUUCUAUUUUCUUUCUAGGAAAAAAAUAUUGUAAUUAAUAGGCAUGCAGACUUUUGGGAAAAAGCAUUUUUAAGCAACUGUUGUUUGUUUUAUAUUUUAUCUCUAAAAUGAUAUAUAAAAGAAAUGAAAUGAA
Octopus sinensis (East Asian common octopus) is the source of this 5222-nucleotide messenger RNA. RefSeq lists its product as uncharacterized. Gene Ontology annotation, molecular function: DNA binding; nucleosome binding. Gene Ontology annotation, cellular component: nucleus. The transcript is spliced from 16 exons. The record is from RefSeq and is a predicted model, not a curated record. Bases 646 to 4647 code for a protein of 1333 amino acids. Lineage: Eukaryota; Metazoa; Mollusca; Cephalopoda; Octopoda; Octopodidae.